Messenger RNA from Lathyrus oleraceus (garden pea), 2166 nucleotides. RefSeq names its product protein MAIN-LIKE 1. NCBI's taxonomy places the organism in Eukaryota, Viridiplantae, Streptophyta, Magnoliopsida, Fabales, Fabaceae. Gene Ontology annotation, biological process: meristem development; meristem maintenance. The record is from RefSeq and is a predicted model, not a curated record. The transcript has 4 exons. The coding region runs from base 676 to 1275 and encodes 199 amino acids.
UCAGCCAAACGCACAAGCCUCAUUUGAAGGAACAGAAGUUGCGAUUGCAAAAGCACUUAAGUAGAAAAGCUGGAAAAAAGUCGAAGAGUACGCUUUAUGCAUAUUGGAAUCCGGUGGCGCUCUAUGCCGUUGCAUCGCGUGUUCGUCAUAAAUUCCCAUUGUUCGCGAAUCCAGAAGAGCGAAUUCGGAUCAGACAACCGUGCGCGAAUGUUUCUUGGCUUCUAUAUUCGUCCGCUACGGUGGAUUCAAUCACCUUCGCGUUAUGUAAUCUUCAUCGUGACAUCGUUUGGACUUCAAGAAUUUAGUUCAAACGGUAAAAUGGAUUGGAGCAAGAACGGACACUUACCGUUUCGACGAGGCGACCAAACUCGAGGCGACCAAACUCGGCACGAAUCCUUCGCUUCUUUUAAUCUUUCACCUAUGCUUCUUCUUCUCUUUUCUUACUCUACUCUUUCCUCUUCUUUGAUUCUGAGCUGAGCUUGAUGUAGGAUAAUGGAAUAUUGGAAGUUGUUGAUGGGAUGAAUUCAAUUGCGUGUGUUUGCGUCUUAUGUUUCGGUGGCGUGUUGAUGCGUCGCAGAGGAGAGAUGGUUUUGUCGUGGAGAAGGAGAUAGCGGCGGUUCAAGCGAGGAGAGAGUUGAAAGAAGAAGAACUCACGAAUCUGAGUUUUCUGCAACAAUGAAGAAUGAAAUGCAGUUGGUUCGAAGACGAGGUGCAGAUGGUAGGAUUCCAGUCCGCACGUUAGACCGGGGCGCAUCUUCAUCUGCAGCUGAGCCGGCUGGACAUCCAGGAGGGCCGUACGAUUCGUCUCUUUUGGUGAAGUACGAGCAUCAUGUUGCUCGACAUUUAUUGUUCGGUGAGGAAAGAGGUCCAAAGAAAGAGUCGAAGGUUGCUGGACAUGGACUGAAGUUGACAUCUAGGGUUCCAUUGGUUCUUCCACCACAGAUGGAGAGUUGGGUAUCUAGAUCUGGUUUAUCUUCACUUCAAAGAACCAGUCUGAACAAGAUAAACACAAAUCUUGUCUCUGCAUUUGUGGAAAGAUGGCAUCUAGAGACAUCUUCAUUUCACAUGUCGUUUGGUGAAAUGAGCAUUACUUUGGAUGAUGUCUCAUGUCUGCUUCAUUUGCCCAUCAGGGGUAUCUUCUGGAGCCCUCAGGAUGUGACGGAAGAGGUAGUUGUUGACUACCUAGGAGUGUCACAGGGUGAGGCACAGUCACAUGUCUGUAGCUCCAGGGGUUCGUAUUACAAGUUGAAGUGGUUAUACGAUUUAUUCGUAUAGCAUAGAGCUGCUUCCAGCUGGGCAUAUGCGACCAGAGCAUAUCUAUUGAUGUUGGUGGGUUCCACCAUAUUUGCCGAUAAGACCUUUACACUUGUAGAGGCACGAUACCUCCUCCUGUUUACGGACUUGGAUAGAUGUUUAGGAUAUAGUUAGGGAGCAGCUGCACUAGUUACUCUAUACAGAUAUCUUGGAGAUGCGUCCAUGUACAGUUGCAAACAGUUCGGUGGAUAUCCUACUCUCCUAUAGUGCUGGAUUCACGAAUACUUUCCAAUUGUUGGAAAAAGAGGGGAGAAUUGAAAACCUGCUGAUAACUGUGGUCUUCCCCGAGCGAUGAGAUGGUCGUAUAGGCAAGGAGUCCUGAAGGUUGAUGAUUUACGACCUAUUUUGGACGAGCUGACACCUGCCGACGUCAUAUGGCGUCCAUUUGAGGAUCAUAAAGCAUGACGUCUAUUUGAUGAGAUAUGUCUUUACAAGGGCUGUUUGGAGUGGGGUGAAACAGUUGUUCCAUACUUGAUGUUGAUUGGAUUAGUUACCAUCAGAGUGUUAUCGCUGUGAUCGGUCCAUCUACCCUGGCCACCACUCCAUCUGAUAUAGAAGAUGGUUAUCUGGAGUGGUAUUAUUGUGUUUCGCAUCCACGGUUGGUCCCUCCCCAUCGUGACGAUCCAAGAGAGGUACCAGUUCCUAUAUAUGACGCCGGACCAUCUGAUCCUGAUUGGGCUCGUGUAUCUACAUUGAUUCAUCGCUAUCUGAGACAGGUUAAUGCCGAAGAGGAAGAUCCACAGUUUGCUGAUUUAUUUGAAGCUUUGCAUAUUUCUCGUUCACAUUGAUUUAUGUAUUAAGUUUUAGAACUGAAUAUAAUAGACAUAAUAUAAAAUUCAUGUUUUGAUUACA